Messenger RNA from Cylicocyclus nassatus, 1318 nucleotides. NCBI's taxonomy places the organism in Eukaryota, Metazoa, Nematoda, Chromadorea, Rhabditida, Strongylidae. The record is from the annotation of a GenBank genome assembly.
GGACGGGCGAGCGCCAACCGACCGCAUCUGGCCGUCUGACACACUGAUGGGUGGUGGCGGCAGGACUGCUGGUAGUACUGUUGCCGGCAGAACCACUGCUCCGGCCGUACUUCGGGUUGUGGUCGUCGGGGGUGGUGGAGUCGGUAAAUCGGCACUCACUAUACAGUUUAUUCAGCAAUAUUUCGUACAAGAUUACGACCCAACGAUAGAAGAUUCAUAUACUAAGCAAUGUUUCGUCGACGAGGAUCUCUGCAAGUUGGAGGUCUUGGACACAGCUGGACAAGAAGAGUUUUGCACAAUGCGAGAGCAAUACUUACGAUCCGGCAGUGGUUUUCUCAUAGUUUUCGCUGUGACCGAUCGUAGCAGUUUCGAGGAGGUUCGGAAACUGCACACAAUGAUUUGUCGAGUCAAGGACCGUGACGAUUUCCCAGUCUUACUCGUAGGAAACAAAGCAGAUUUGGAGAACGAGCGGCAUGUCACUCGAGCAGAAGCUGAGGAACUUGCACGAUCUUUGAAUGUUCCCUAUGUUGAAUGUUCGGCAAAGCUACGGUUGAACGUAGAUCAAGCCUUCCAUGGCGUUGUCCGAUUAGUACGAAAAUUCCAACAUGACGAGCGAACGGCACCAGAGGAUCGCCGAAUUGAAUCCCCGGCAAAAGCGAAGAAGAAGAAAAAUUGCAGGAUACAGUAGCGAUUAACAUCUUAUUGUUUCGUACUGCGUCAAUUUUGACGCACGUAUCGCUCCUCAUGCUGCCUUCUCAUAAUGAUGGGUACUUUUGACUGUUCAAUUGCAAGCAUAUUUUUUACUGUAUAGUACGUAUUUAUAUAUGAGUUUACAGUUGUUUAUGGUCUAGUUUAUUGCUUCGAUUGAAUCGGCUAUCGUUUAUCUCAUUUAUUUUUUGUAAGAAACACAUGAUUCUAGUCACGAUAACCGAUUAUGAUCGUAACAGCCUAUGAUGGAUGUUAUCCCCCUCUUUAGCCUGUGAUCUUUUCAUUUAUAAUUAUGCAUCUAAAAUAUGCGCUAGUAUCCUCUCGUAAUCAAAGCAUUUCCAAACUUGUACGUUCCUUAGGCAUCUACUAAUAACUAGAUUGUCCCGGUUAAGCUUUCUAAUUGUUGUUUGGAAAAGAUUACUGUACAUAGAUGUCACCAUCAUCUUAUUGUCAGCAAUCAAAUAUUGUGUUCUGCGCUUACAUUGUCAAUGCAUUCGAUUUUUCUUAAAUACUCAUCAAAUAUUAUUACUCUGUCCCAAAGGGGCGCUUUUGCACAUCUUGCAAAGUACAUUAAUAUGUGUUCAAGACAUGUCAUGUGAUUACUCAGAGA